UUCUCAAAAAAUAAGUUGUACAUGUACAAUAUUGCCCCUAAAGAACCCUUGGAAUUUCAUGGUUUUAAAAGAACCCCGCCAUGAUUGAUGAUCCAAUCCCCACCGUGAAACUGAAACCCCCAAAUGUCAAACCCCAAACGCCCAAAACCUUCCAUCCCUCUCACUCUCACCCUUCCCCCCUCCGAAUUUUCCCACACCCUCGCUAAAACCGCAGUCGCGCAAAUUCUGAAAUCCACCGGUUUCAAAUCCUCCAAGUCUUCCGCCCUCGAAACCCUAACUCGCAUCACCACCCUCUUCCUCCAAUCUCUCUCCACCUCCGCCGCCUCCAACGCCUCCCAUCUCGGCCGCACUCAAGCCAACAUCUUCGACAUCGUUUACGCCAUCGAACACCUCUCUCUCUCCUCUCCUUUCUGCCGUCCUUCCAAAACCGUCCAAGACUUGCACUAUUUCCUUCGUCAACUUCCCUUUUCUCGGAGACUUAAACUUCCUUGUGUUGUUGUAAGUGCUGUCACCCAUUCUUCACUAGCGGAAUCUAAUGUUUCGUCAUCAACGGGUGGUAGUAUCAGUAUUAGUAGGGGUCCUGAGAUUCCGAGAUGGUUGCCGGAAUUUCCCGAGUUUAGACCGGAUAAAAGCGUGGGCUUGAACGAUAUGGAGGAGGGUUUGUGGGAGGAGAGUCGAAUUGAGUAUCGUCCGUUAAAGGCCGCGAAGGCGAAGGCGGAGAAGGGGAAGAAGGAGAAUGUGUUGCAGGGGAGGAGAGAGAGAGUCAAAUUUAGAUUGGUGGCAAGGAAGAUGAAUGCUAAUCGAAGUGGUUUGGAUGAAUUGGAACUUCGUAAUGGGGUUUGUAGGGGAGGUAAGAGGGUGUGUUUGAUCAAAAACAUUAAUGCUAGUGUGUUUUGUGAAGAUGAAGAUGAUGAUCGUCAAAAUUGUUUAAUUAAUGGCUUAUGAAGAUAUAAUAUUCUUUAUUUUUUAUUUUGUUUUUGAGAAGAUGAUCUUAAUUGAAGAUGAUCUUAAUUGAAGAUGAUUUUGGAGUGAAUUGCUUAGAGCUUUCGAGUGGUUUGGUUGCGGAUUCUUAUGAUUAAGCGCAAAUUUUGGGUUUCAUUGCGAAGUUAAAUUGAGUGUAUAUAUAAGAUUUAUAUAUUAGUUUGAGGUGUUCAACAAAGCCGGAAUUUGUUGUUUAGAAGCCUAAGGUAAGAAAUAUGUAUCAAAUGGGGAUUUGAAUCUCCCCUUGAUUCGAAGUAAACUGAACCGUUACAUGCUAUAUAUGUUUUGAAUGAGAAUUACAUUACUAUUUGGCAAUUUGUUCCUUGUUUUUAACUCUUCUUUUUUUGGUUGAAACUUUAUUUGCUGGUAUAACUACCAAAUUGGGAGCAAGAACUCAGAGAUCGCAGCUCCUGUUGCCUUCAUUAGUUUGAUCACGGUGAUGGUAUUAGAGUUUUGUCUCUGCUUUUGAUCAAGCUGAUGGUAUUAGAGUUUUGUCUCUGCUUGCUGAGUAGCUUGAGCUCCUGUCCUCCCCUAUGGUGAGUUGAUAUUACUUGUGUACCUAGCUUUCGUUUGGGCGCAUUCGCUAUCGUGGUAUUGAUAUGCUAUAUAGAAAAACUUGCCGUAUUGUUUUAAAAUUAAUCUAUGAUCAUUGCCAUUUUAGAACAAUAUUAAGGUAGAUGAACACUAAACAAUGGGCCUCAAUGGCGAAGAAGGGCUAUUGAUGAUAUGUUUAUAGAAGUUUCUUUAAUUUUUUGUGUUGGAGCAUCCUCGCACUGUGUUUAGAUUACAUAAGUUGAAUUGAGGGGAGGGAGGGAGAGUGAUGGAUCUAUAUUCUUUGGUUUGUAUAUGGUUAGGUAUUAGUGGACCUAGGUUUUUUAGUUUUGGUUUUGGGGCAGCUCAAUCCACAAAAUCAACAACCUAAGUUUUUUAAUUUUGGUUUUGGAGGCUGCUGAAUCCACAAAAUCAACAGGUACGCAACCUAAAUACCUAAUAAAAAGCUAGACAAAACUUUUCUUGUAUAGUUUUUCAAUUGACACCUCUUGCACAAUGUAGGUAACCCACUAUGGAUAAGGAAAGGGAAGCGUUGCUAAAAGGGUCCAUCCUAUCCCCUUCAAUAAAGAGCUCGUGUUGAGUAGGGCUUGUACCAUUCCUACGUCACAUUUAGCUUAGCCGAAUAAGUAGAAUUUUUCUUGAUAAAACCAUGUUUAUCCAAUAUUGGAAAGAUUUGGAGGGAAAUGCAAACUCAGUUCCCGUUCCCCCUUUCUUUCAAGAGUGCUAUCCAAUCACACUGAUACUUGAACAUGGUUUAUUUCUGUUUAUGUCGCUCUAUUUGCAUA
Messenger RNA from Beta vulgaris subsp. vulgaris (sugar beet), 2318 nucleotides. RefSeq names its product transcription initiation factor TFIID subunit 8. The transcript has a single exon. Lineage: Eukaryota; Viridiplantae; Streptophyta; Magnoliopsida; Caryophyllales; Amaranthaceae. Gene Ontology annotation, cellular component: transcription factor TFIID complex. The coding region runs from base 124 to 945 and encodes 273 amino acids. Gene Ontology annotation, molecular function: protein heterodimerization activity. The record is from RefSeq and is a predicted model, not a curated record.